AUGCUAAAGUUACCCAAAGGUCUUAAGAAGAAGAAGAAAAGUAAAAAAUCGAAGCGCAAAGGGGACGAAGAUCUUUUUACCGAAGCAGAUUUAGAGAAAUAUAGAAGAGAACAUCAGCAACAAGCAGAAAACGGAGAAGGUUCUGUGAAACAGAAUGAAGAGUGGUCGAAGUUCAAAGACUUAACAACAGGCAUUGAUUCAGUUCUAAAUAAAACCAAGGAUGAUUUAGAUCGUAUAAAGUCUACAUCAUUUUUUCAAAGAAUUACAGUUAAAAAAGAAAUCCAAGCAGUCGAAAAGGAAAAACCUGUAAGAACAGUUGUUGAAGUAACAGAAGCGGAUUUUCCACAUUUGGUUCAGGCUGCAACGAAAGAGAUCGAUGGAGAUAAGAGUGAGUACGGUGUGACAGAUGAGGAAUCGGACGAAGAAGAUGAUUCCGACAUUUUUGACACUUCAUACAUUGAAGCAGUUCAACGUGGAGAAGUAAAAUUAGCGUACGUUCCUGAUUCUCCAGAAGAAUUGAAGGACGACGACAUUUUUGAUACAUCGUAUGUUAAUGCAUUAAUAAAGGGCCAAGAGAGUAAAACAUCUAAAGGCAGAAAAGAAUUAGAUAUUGGUGUUGCAGUGGAGGUACUUACUGGUCGUAUUGAUAAUGUGAAAAUUACAACGGCUAAGAAAUCUAAAAGAACCAUACCAGGAGAUUUAUUAUUAGAAAAUGACGAAACAAUAUCAAGUACAGCAGGCAAAUCCGUUGAAGAACUAGUUGAACAAAGUAUAUUAGAUAUUGAUAGUGAUAUACCUAUUGACGCACCAAUAGAUUUGACCUCAUCUUUAGUAGUCCCAGUAAGAAAAGAGGCUGAAGAUCAUAUUGAGUCAAAUCCUGAAAUCGUAAAAGAGGAUACACUUGCAGUUGAAGAGUUCGAUGAAUUUGCACAAUUGGCUGUAGAAUCUUUAGAAACGAAGGACUUAGCAAUUAAAUUGGAUGAAAGAGAGAUAAAACUUGAGCCUGUUUUAGAAGAUUCUUGGUCUGCAUUUGAAGCGAAUACUAAAGAGUCAGUGUUUGCUGAAGGUAUUGUUGAAGAUCAACUUGAUGUUCUAGAUCCUUAUCAAGACGAUCCUUUUGAUACCAGUUUCGCUGAUGCCGUAGUGGGUAACACUCAGACAAAAAAAUAUAGACAAGAAACUGUCAUACUAGACGAAGACGAUGAUUUCGAUCCUCGUGCUGAGGAAGUUCAAACACGAUUAAAUAACCGCAGAAAAUCAUCUGUGCGCAUACAUUUAACUGAUCCUUCUGGUAUCAGAGAAUCAAUAACAUCUGACGACGCUAUAGACACGACCACAACUGAACAAUACCGUGAUUUUCUUGGAGGUAGUACCACUGACCUUACAAAAUUAGAAGAUUCACCGUUGGCUCCAAUUAAUGCAAAAGAUAUAGACCCCUUUGAUACUACUCUUGUUGAAAAUAUCGUAGAACCAGGAAAAAUAGAAUUGAAAUUCUUAGAAAAAGAGCUAAUAACUUCUACACCAACAGCUAUUUAUCGAGUGCCAAGUGAUCCUGACUUUGAUCCUCGAGCUGAGGAGCCAAUAUCAUAUGAGAGGAGGGCUUCCCCCAGGUAA
Messenger RNA from Leptidea sinapis, 1614 nucleotides. RefSeq names its product protein stoned-A. NCBI's taxonomy places the organism in Eukaryota, Metazoa, Arthropoda, Insecta, Lepidoptera, Pieridae. The transcript is spliced from 2 exons. The coding region runs from base 1 to 1614 and encodes 537 amino acids. The record is from RefSeq and is a predicted model, not a curated record.